ACUGUCUCUCACGGUGUAGGAAGAGGAAACAAAGACAGAGAAUUAAAGACUUUUACUUGCUGAAGAACGCUGGAAGUUUCGCAGGACCAAAGUUCAUAUCUUUUAAGGAACAAUGGCUUCGAGAUUUAGGCUUGUAUUUGUAGUUUCUUUGUUGCUUCUACUUCUGGAUUGCUGCAAAGGAAGCUUUGUUGGCGUUUGCUACGGAAGGAAUGCCGAUGAUCUUCCAACACCUGAUAAAGUUGCGAAAUUGGUGCAACUUCACAAAAUCAAAUAUCUUAGGAUUUAUGAUUCCAAUAUCCAAGUGCUGAAGGCCUUUGCAAACACCGGGGUCGAGCUUAUGGUGGGAGUUCCGAAUUCGGACUUGUUAGCGUUCUCCCAGUUUCAAUCAACUGCAGAUUCCUGGUUAAAGAAUAGCAUCCUUCCGUACUACCCGGCCACAAAGGUAACAUACAUCACAGUAGGUCUUGAAGUAACAGAGAGCCCCAAUAAUGCCUCUGCCUUGGUUGUGCCUGCUAUGCAAAAUGUUCUCAAAGCAUUAAAAAAUGUCGGUCUGCAUAAAAGGAUUAAAGUUUCGAGCACUCAUUCCCUCGGGGUUCUGUCCCGAUCAUUCCCGCCUUCUGCGGGUGCUUUUAACAGCAGCCAUGCAUUUUUCUUGAAACCUAUGUUGGAAUUCCUAGCCGAUAAUCAGUCACCUUUUAUGAUCGAUUUAUAUCCUUAUUAUGCUUAUAGAGAUUCUCCAAGCAAUAUCUCUUUGGAUUAUGCUUUGUUUGAGUCGUCCUCGGAGGUUAUAGAUCCGAACACUGGUUUACUUUACACUAACAUGUUUGAUGCCCAGAUAGAUGCCCUUUAUUUUGCCCUGAUGGCCUUAAAUUUCAGAACAAUCCGUGUUAUGGUCACUGAAACUGGAUGGCCUUCCAAAGGUUCGCCGAAAGAGAAAGCUGCUUCUCCCGACAAUGCCCAGACUUAUAACGACAAUCUAAUCCGUCAUGUUAUCAAUGGCUCUGGCACUCCUGCCAAGCCCGGCGAAGAACUAGACGUGUAUAUUUUCUCGUUGUUUAAUGAGAACCGGAAGCCUGGACUUGAAUCGGAGAGAAACUGGGGUUUAUUUUAUCCCGACCAGACUAGUGUCUAUAACCUGGACUUCACUGGAAAAGGCACUGUUGAGGCAAACAGUACUAGCGGCACCAAAUCGAAUACAUGGUGCAUUGCUUCUAGCAAAGCUUCUGAAGAUGAUUUACAGAAUGCUCUAGAUUGGGCUUGUGGUCCUGGGAAUGUGGAUUGCUCGCCUAUUCAGCCUAGCCAGCCGUGUUUCGAGCCUGAUAAUACACUUUCUCAUGCCUCCUUCGCAUUCAACAGUUACUACCAGCAAAAUGGCGCUACUGAUGUUGCUUGCAGUUUCGGGGGAAAUGGGGUCAAAGUUGACAAGGAUCCUAGCUAUGAUAAUUGCAUCUACGUUACCACACGAGGGGUCAACAAAACCACAACAAGUAAUACGACUGCCAUUGCUAGCUCUUCUUCGUCGUCCAGACGGACUGAAGUGUGCACAUGGGUUGCUAGUUUCUUUCUAAUGAUACUAAUCUCAUUCGUCCUAAACCCGAUGCAUCAUUUUCAAGACAGUUAAGGAGAGUCUGACAUGCGUUUGGGGUGGGAGGAACUUACUGCAGCAACUAGCUUUUUUGUAUGUUAUAUGAUGAGAAGCUGUAAAAUGGGAAUGAAUAUUUUGUCCAUUGCCGCUGCUUGAAGUGAAUGCUGUGUUA
This is a messenger RNA of Hibiscus syriacus, 1757 nucleotides long. Its product is annotated as glucan endo-1,3-beta-glucosidase 13-like. Gene Ontology annotation, biological process: carbohydrate metabolic process. Gene Ontology annotation, molecular function: hydrolase activity, hydrolyzing O-glycosyl compounds. Gene Ontology annotation, cellular component: plasma membrane. The transcript is spliced from 4 exons. NCBI's taxonomy places the organism in Eukaryota, Viridiplantae, Streptophyta, Magnoliopsida, Malvales, Malvaceae. The record is from RefSeq and is a predicted model, not a curated record. The coding region runs from base 113 to 1621 and encodes 502 amino acids.